This is a messenger RNA of Aspergillus heteromorphus CBS 117.55, 1554 nucleotides long. RefSeq lists its product as uncharacterized. NCBI's taxonomy places the organism in Eukaryota, Fungi, Ascomycota, Eurotiomycetes, Eurotiales, Aspergillaceae. Bases 329 to 1471 code for a protein of 380 amino acids. The transcript is spliced from 5 exons. The record is from RefSeq and is a predicted model, not a curated record.
UACCUUAUCUCGCACCGAAUGCUCAUUGCUCUGGAUCUGUCUUCGGGAAUCAGGAAGCUAUCUGGUAUGCAGCUGCGACCCACCCACGCAAUCUGCCACCGGAAACCAUGGAUUUAUUUGGGCUAUUAUAUCGGGUAUCACAUCUGACAGACAGUUAUAAAAGGACUGCCGGAGCUUCCUGAACUGGCCUCAAUUAGCAAUCAGCCUUCAUCAUGCUUCUCAUCCAGACAGAUAUCACUGCGAUAGAGGGAAAUGGGUGGGAAAAUUGUCGGUUCAAGAGGGGCUGUCUUCCCAACAAGAUCGGAAGUACCAAUGCCCGGUACAUUUCAUGUACGAUUAUUUGAAUGGAGGCGUGAAAUACCUUUCGCCCCCAUUCCUGAGCCUCAACCGCUACAUGAGGUCCAGAUGUUAUUCGACGGAUAGUCCAGAGGAAGGACAGUUCCAAAGAAGUGACAACGCAAUUGAGCUGUCACCUCUGCAAGCCGGCUUCCCCUGGCCCAGUGGCAUCGUUUCCUGCCGACAAACUAAACACCAGGAUAUCGUGAUGAAGGCAACAAAGGCGUUGCUCAGAGAAUACACCGUCGAUAAAACAGCACAACAAUUACGCAAGGCGGAAAGGUCGAUCGCCGACAUCGCCCGUGGAGAGCUUGCAACGGACCUUGAGCACAGCUGGGUCCGGUUUGUAAUCCAUGGAUUUUCGGAGGGGGACCGGCAGCGCAUGAAGCUCUUGGCCAACAUCAAUGUCCAUACGAUCGUGCUCGAUGACUUCUGGGAGAUGAAUCAUAUCGAAGCAUUCAACAAGAUACUGGAGAACUACGUCGACCGUAUGCGUCCGGAUUUGCAGGACCGAAAGCCACCCGUCUCCGCCCUACAGGCAGACAUCGAUCGAACCGUCGACGAAAUACUAGAGCUGGAUCGGACCUCUGGUAAUACUGCUGGCCAGGAAUUACUCGAGAACGUGGUGCGGUUUUUCACGCGACCACCGCCCCCAAGCAAGUACAAAAACAUGGAAGAGUACAUGAAGUACCGCCACGAGGACAUUGCCAUUCUAUACAUAAUCAAAUGCUGCAAAUUUAGCAUGAACUCCCCCGUCGACACCGACAGCCCCAAACUCGCGCGCUACCUCCGCCUCUUCAAGGACCACGUCCUGCUGGUCAACGACCUCGCCUCGUGGGAGAAGGAGAAGCGCGCCUACGACAAGGGCAAGGCCCAGUACCUCACUAAUGCCGUUAACGUCGUCUACGAGCUGUUCCAUCUGCCGACGUACCGCGCCGCUGUCGGGAUGACGCAGGCCCUGGUCCUCGAGCUCGAGACCGAGAUCGAUGCCGAGAUUGAUCGGCUGAUCGGAGAGAAUGCCUUCACUACGGAGGAGUGGCGCUUUGUGGAUACGACACUGAAUACGCUUGGUGGGAAUGUAUUCUGCUCGAUGGUUAUGGAGAGGUAUGGGGGUGCGAAGGCUAGACUUCCUUAGCCGUGGAUGAGGAUCUGGCUGGCUGGAUUGUUUGCGGGAUAGACCAUGAUUGGGCGUUCGUGUUUGUGUAUUGGUAUUCGUGC